GUGCAACAACAAAAACAUAUUUUGUGUGUGUUGUCUACAGCUUUACGAAGAAUUUUGCACAAUAUAUCACAUAGAAAAGUGUCAGUUGCCUAAAUUCCAAAUUAUUGUGACUAACUGAAAGCAGAAGCUGUCGGUGGGCAAAUCCAUAUAUUAGUUUUCUCAAAUUCAUUGGACAUUUCGUUUGGCUAGCCGUUUAAGCGGGCAGGACAAACAAAAAGCAGGAGCGGAGCGGUGUGGAGCAAAGAGACUUGACAACAACAUACAUUGUCAGAGCGAGAUAGAUAGUAAUAGAGGAGAGGCCAGGAAAGACGUAGGGUAGUCGCAGACGCGUGCACACUUUACUUUCAGCAGUGAAUUUCAUACGGCAUUUUGUGGGUGUUCAGCGGAGGAGCGUGUUGGGACUACGCCAGGAAAGAUGGUUAAAGCUAAAAAGGGCAAGAAAGAGAUAUUGACCACAGCGGAAGGAGGUGGCGGUUCCUCAGGGGAAGAGAUCAUGAACUCUGACAUGGACAGUGACCACCAGGUGAGCGUCAAGAAUAAGAAGAAUCAGCAGCAGCAGCAGCCGGCAAAGGGUAAAAAGAAGAACAAGAAAGUGGAAUCCGAGGAUGAGGAGAGCGCAACUGAAGAGUUAUCGAAGGCUGUCACGAAACUAAAUGUCCAGGAAACCAAGAGUAAAAAGAAGUCGAAGGCACAAUUAGAGGAUUCUGAUGAUGAAGCAACAUCCGCUGCAACCAAAAGCAAAGGCAAGGCCGCAAAGAAAUCCGCCUUUGAGUUGCUAAUGGACGAUGAUGAUGAUGAUGACGAUGGUAAUGCAUCGCCGCCAGCAGUGGAAAGCGAACCAGACGAUGACGAUGACAAAGUGGUGACAAAAGCCCAGAAAAAGAAUGAGAAAAAGGGCAAAAAGUCAAAGCGCAAGGGCAAGGGUGGCGACGAUGAUGAGGAUUUGGAUAAGGUAUUGGCUGAACUUCAGGCUGAAUAUGCUGGUGAAGCACCAGCACCACCUACCACUACUGUUGUCUCACCCGAUGAUCUCGAUGACGAGGAGUUUAGCAAGAAACGUAAGAAUAAGAAAGCACCCAAGGAUAAACCAGAUGAAAAAGAUGCUGCUGCCAAUGAUGAAGAUGACGAUGGCUUGGAGGAGGGCGGCAUGAAGACGGCUGCUCAAAAGAAAAAAGAGAAAAAGGAGCGACAAAAGCGUGAAGCAGCAUUGGCCAAGCAGCGAGGAGCAACCGAGCCCAAGCCCAAGGCUGCCGAGAAGCCAUCACCGCCGCCAGAGCCAGAAGCAGCAGCAGCAGAAGAAGAAGUCACAGAGGAGAUCAAGCCAGAGACUGAGGGUGAUGCCGCCGACGAAAGCGGAAAAGGUGCCAAAAACAACAAGAAGAAGGGUAAAAAAGAUAAGAAAGCAGAAGCAGCCGAAGAUGAGGGCAAGGGCAAGAAGAAGGGUAUGUCCGCUGCCAUAGUCGCAGCCAUGCAGGAGCAACUCAAGAAGCGUAAAGAGGAGGAAGAGCGUCUGCAAAGGGAGGAGGAGGAACGUAUUAGGCUGCACGAUGAGCGCGAAGAGGCUCGCUUGGAGGCUCUACGCCUGGAGGCCGAAAAGAAGGAGAAGAAAAAACAGCGUGAAGCAGAGCGCAAAGCUCGCCUUAAGGCCGAGGGUAAAUUACUGACCAAGAAGCAAAAGGAAGAUCGUGCCCGUGCCCAAGCACUGUUGGAAUCACUUAAAGCACAAGGCUUGGAGAUUCCAGAUCCCAAUGAGAAGAGGGCACCACGACCAGGUACACGCAUACGACCCAAUAAGAAGAAGGCACCCAAAGAUGAGGCUGCCGAAGGCGAUGAGACCAAAGCCACGGUCGAGGAGAAGGCCAAGGAAGCAGCAGCUGCUGCUGCCGCCGCUGCCAGUGAGACCACGCCCAAGGAGGAGGUGGUUAAGGAUAGCUGGGAUGCCACCGAUAGCGAAGCAGAACCAGAAGCCGAAGAUGAAUCUUCACAGGCGACCACGAAUAAUGGCAAAGCCGAUGACGAUGGAACGGGCGAUGAUGACGACAGCAACGAUGAAGACGACGAUGAUGACGAUGAGAAUGACGAUGACGAUGACGAUAGCGAUGCCUCAUCCUCGUCGGCUGAUGAAAAAGAAGAUGCCAAUCUGGCCAAUGAUCCCGAAUCUCGACGUCUCAGAGCCGAGGCGCGUAUUAUCAAACGUCAGGCCGAGGCCGAGAAGAAACGCACCACAGAUGAACUGCGUGCCGGUGUUGUCUGUGUUCUGGGUCAUGUCGAUACGGGUAAAACUAAAAUUCUCGAUAAAUUGCGUCGUACCCAUGUCCAGGAUUCGGAGGCUGGUGGCAUUACCCAACAGAUUGGUGCCACCAAUGUGCCAAUUGAUGCCAUUAAGGAGCAAACGAAAUAUGUGAAGUCAGCCAUUGGAUUUGAGCAUCGAUUGCCUGGUCUGCUCAUUAUCGAUACACCCGGACACGAGUCCUUCAGCAAUUUACGUAAUCGUGGUUCGUCUCUUUGUGAUAUAGCCAUCCUGGUGGUGGACAUUAUGCAUGGCCUGGAGCCUCAAACCCUUGAAUCCAUCCAGUUGUUGAAGAAAAAGAAAUGCCCCUUCAUUGUUGCCCUCAACAAGAUCGAUCGUCUGUAUGAUUGGCAAGUGUUGCCACGUCGUGAUGUCCGCGAUGUGGUGAAAGAGCAGCAGGCCAACACCCAGCUAGAAUUCCAACAGCGCACCAAGGAUGUUAUUCUGCAAUUUGCCGAACAGGGUCUCAAUGCCGCUCUAUACUAUGAGAAUACAGAUCCCAAGACCUAUAUCUCCCUAGUGCCCACAAGUGCCAUCACCGGCGAGGGUAUGGGUAAUCUUCUCUUUAUGAUUGCCGAUUUCUGUCAGAAUAUGCUGACCAAACGACUGAUGUACUCUGAGGAAUUGCAGGCCACUGUUCUCGAAGUGAAGGCUCUGCCUGGCCUGGGCACUACCAUCGAUGCCAUUCUGAUCAAUGGCAAGCUACGCGAGGGUCAAACAAUGGUUGUUGCCGGCACAGAUGGUCCCAUAGUCACACAAAUACGUUCCUUGCUCAUGCCCCAGCCCAUGAGGGAGUUGCGUGUCAAGAAUGCCUAUGUGGAGCACAAGGAGGUGAAGGCCGCUCAAGGUGUCAAAAUUGCUGCCAAAGAUUUGGAAAAAGCCAUUGCUGGCAUCAAUCUGCUUAUUGCCCAUAAACCCGAUGAGGUUGAAAUAUGCAAAGAGGAAGUUGCCCGUGAGCUAAAGAGCGCAUUGAGUCACAUUAAAUUGGCCCCGUCAGGUGUUUAUGUACAGGCUUCCACUUUGGGUUCCUUAGAGGCAUUGCUAGAGUUUCUACGUACCUCCAAAAUUCCGUAUUCGGCUAUUCGCAUUGGUCCUGUGGUUAAACGUGAUGUAAUGAAGGCUUCCACCAUGCUGGAGCAUGAGGCACAAUAUGCAACAAUUUUGGCUUUUGAUGUUAAGAUAGAGCGUGAGGCUCAGGAAAUGGCCGAUUCGUUGGGCGUUAAGAUAUUCCAAGCGGACAUUAUCUAUCAUCUGUUCGACAAGUUCACCGCAUAUCGUGAGGAGCUAAAGAACAAGAAACGUGAAGAGUUCCGUUCCAUAGCAGUCUUUCCAUGCAAACUAAAGAUACUGCCACAGUUUAUAUUCAAUAGUCGUGAUCCAAUUGUGAUGGGUGUGAUGGUGGAGAAUGGCAUUGUUAAAGUUGGAACACCAAUUUGUGUGCCCAGCAAGGAGUUUGUGGACAUUGGCAUUGUCACAUCGAUUGAAUCGAAUCACAAGCAAAUCGAAUUUGCGCGCAAAGGUCAAGAGAUUUGUAUAAAAAUCGAACCAAUUCCUGGUGAAUCACCAAAAAUGUUUGGACGGCACUUUGAGGCGGAUGAUAUGCUUGUCAGUAAGAUAUCACGCCAGAGUAUUGAUGCCUGCAAGGAUUAUUUCCGCGAUGAUCUGAUCAAGGCCGAUUGGGCAUUGAUGGUCGAACUGAAGAAACUCUUUGAGAUUUUAUAAAUCCAUCUCUCCUGAUUGUCGUCUAUGAUCUCUCUAGUGAUCAUAUUUGCCAAAAUAGACAAGAAACGUACAACAACAACAACAACCAGAAGACGAAGAAGCAACAAACAAACAAACAAACAACUCUAUUAACUAUUUGAAACUUGCAGACUGUGUGCACUCUUUCUCAAUGAUAAUGAUCAAGUCAAGUGAUCAUGAUGAUGAUGAAGAUGAUAAUGAUGAUGAUGAUGAUUAAUGAUCCCGGCCAAGUUGAUACAGUUGUUGAUUCCUUUAAACAACUUCACACACUCUCUCUCUCUCUAUCUCCCUCUCUAUUUAUCUCUCUCUCUCUCCCACUCUGUCUGUGAAUCCUUCUCUUUCACUCUAUUUCUUUAGUUUUUUUUUUUUUGGAAUACUUGUGCAGUCAAUGGAAUCAAUCAAUCGAUCGAUCAGUCAAUGAGUCGUGGUCAUUUUCAUUGUCGCUUAAUAAUUGUGUUAAUGGUUUUUAAAAUCGAAAUUUGUAAAACGCUUUUCAAUGCAACAUUUUUUGCCUGAGCCUUUUUAAUUUUUUUUUGUUA
Messenger RNA from Drosophila willistoni, 4569 nucleotides. It is a transcript of the gene eIF5B, whose product is annotated as eukaryotic translation initiation factor 5B. The record is from RefSeq and is a predicted model, not a curated record. The transcript has 9 exons. NCBI's taxonomy places the organism in Eukaryota, Metazoa, Arthropoda, Insecta, Diptera, Drosophilidae. Gene Ontology annotation, molecular function: GTPase activity; GTP binding; translation initiation factor activity. Bases 416 to 4012 code for a protein of 1198 amino acids.